AUGUUGGAGCUUUUUGCCUCACAUGGAGUGCAAGCUUUGCUAGAUCUUCGGCCCAAGAUGCUCUUUUCAAGCGGACAUCCCUGGACACGCCGGGCCCUGGCUCGCCUCUGUUCCGUCUGCGGCGUUCAGCUCGAGAGGCGCAGCGAGCCAUCGCUCCUGGCUGCCCUGCGGUUCUCGAAGCCGCCGGCAGCGCUGCUCUUUGCCGAGUCCGACCCCCGAAACGCCUGGCGGCGAGAGCUCAGUGAUGAGGUGUUUCGUGCAGGCUGGCAGGUCCUUCAUGUGACCGCGAAAUUCGGCGAGUUGAUGGUGACGCCGCACCAGGAGUUGUUCUCGCACGCCGGCAAUGCCAUCACUUGGCCGCCCACUGCAGCUGCGGUGCCCGAGCUUCAGAAGCUUCAGUGGCCUGUUUCGGACAUCCAUUCAAGGCUGGCGGAAGGGAGGCCCUACCUUUUCCUCUUGCCCUGGGAUACGGAGCUCCUUUGGUGCCCGCGCUGGCUGGACCUGCCGGAGGCUGACCGGCUCCUCCGGACCAUCCAGGAGAAGGUCGUCUUCCAACAGCCCGUGCUGCGAUUCAGCCGUGGCCUCCGAACCAUCGAGGCGCAGCAGCCUCGGCGAUCGGCCUGGGUCUCCGACCAGUUCAACAGCCGUGAGCAUCUCGCUCGGCUGCAGGCCGAAGGGCAUGCCCUGGCAGAAGCUGUGCUAGAAGCUCACCCACUAGAGGCCUGGAGUAAGGCCGUGUUCGCGCGGGCGGAGGCCACGUCAUCUUGCCAGUUCAAUGCGCUGCUUCUCCACAGCUACGACCAUGGGGGACACUCCAUGGGCUUUCACAGCGAUUCGGACCUCGGCCUGGGCGAUGCAGCCGCGAUCGCCUCCUUCUCCUUGGGCGCGACGAGGACGUUCUCCUUGCGAAGCCAGGUGCCGUGGAAUGGGCGGCGCAUUGAGAUCCAGGUUCCCAUGCACCACGGCAGCUUCCUGGCCAUGGGCCCCGGGUUCCAGGGCCGGUGGCUGCAUGCCGUCCUGAAGGAGCCGGACGUGGCGGAGCUUCGCGUGAACGGCACCCUGCGCUUCUACGACCUUCCGCAAGGUGUUGCGCAAGCAGCGGUGGAGCUUCGCUGCCACAGACGGCCA
Messenger RNA from Symbiodinium necroappetens, 1128 nucleotides. The record is from the annotation of a GenBank genome assembly. Lineage: Eukaryota; Dinophyceae; Suessiales; Symbiodiniaceae.